Solanum stenotomum is the source of this 790-nucleotide messenger RNA. RefSeq names its product calcineurin B-like protein 4. Lineage: Eukaryota; Viridiplantae; Streptophyta; Magnoliopsida; Solanales; Solanaceae. The transcript is spliced from 8 exons. The coding region runs from base 50 to 712 and encodes 220 amino acids. Gene Ontology annotation, biological process: calcium-mediated signaling. Gene Ontology annotation, molecular function: calcium ion binding; kinase binding. The record is from RefSeq and is a predicted model, not a curated record.
GUGUUGAACAGAUAUAUAUUUCUGUAUCUUUUAAGUCCUCUGCAGGACAAUGCUUGCUUUAACGGGCUGUUUUCGUUCUAUGAGAUCUCGACGUCCACCUGGUUUCGAGAACCAUGAUUUACUAGCUUCUGAGACUUCAUUUUCUGUUAAUGAAGUGGAUGCAUUGUAUGUUCUGUAUGGAAAACUUAGCAGUUCCAUAAUUGAUGAUGGUCUUAUUCAUAAGGAAGAGUUUCUCCUUGCACUCUUCAACUGUAGCCUUAAGCAAAAUCUUUUCGCACAGAGAUUGUUUGAUUUGUUUGAUAUUAAGCAUAACGGAGUUAUUGAGUUUGGAGAAUUUGUUCGGUCAUUAAGCAUAUUCCAUCCAAGGACUCCUCAAGCAGACAAAAUUGAAUUUGCAUUUAAGUUGUAUGACUUGAGGCACACUGGAUUCAUAGAACGCGAUGAGUUGAAGGAAAUGGUAUUUGCUAUACUGAAGGAAUCAGAAUUGAUACUUCCAGAUGACGCUAUCGAAGCAAUUGUUGAUAAGACAUUCGUAGAGGCUGACACGAAAGGAGAUGGACGGAUUGAUCCAGAAGAGUGGAAGGAAUUGGUCACAAGAUAUCCUUCUAUCAUCAAGAACAUGACUCUACCAUUCCUGAAGGAAAUAACUCAAAUGUUUCCAAGCUUUGUGUUGACAACUGAAGCUCAAGAUUCACAACUAGUGUUUGAGUAACUGAUCAACAAGUUUUAUUAUUAUUAUUAAUCUGUUGUCUAAUUCGUGAGAAAAAAUGGUCCUUAAUGUAUACAAUAU